Molecule: messenger RNA, 2213 nt
Organism: Microplitis demolitor
Lineage: Eukaryota; Metazoa; Arthropoda; Insecta; Hymenoptera; Braconidae
Product: Meiotic recombination protein REC8-like protein
Exons: 14
Coding region: 127-2010 (627 amino acids)
Molecular function (GO): protein binding
Source: RefSeq, a predicted model, not a curated record
UUGUUUUUCUUAGAAUUAAAAAACCGUUAAAUAUUAUUUACAUUAGAAACUUGUAACCCAUUUGAAGUAAGCGCUAGUCCACAUCAACUUAAUAGCUCAAAAUUUGUUAAAAAAAUAAUUAUAAAAAUGAAUUCAACUCCUCCGGAAUUAUCUCGUAAUCUAGCAUUACUAGAGAAAAUUUGGUUUGCUGGCACAUUAACUGACAAAGUAUUCAAAAAAAAGUACAAUUCCAACCAAAUUAUGGCUAUUGAUACAUCCCAGGCAUGCAAAGAAAUUAAGGAAAUAAUAAAAUCAAGGAAAGAAAAAGUCAAAAGCGAAUACAGCCUCUAUUUAGCAUCGCAUCUGGGUUACGGAGUCACCAAAUUAAAUAAUUAUCAAUGUCUAAUUUUGGAAGACCGUAUGACGAAAUUGAUUAAAGAAGUGGAUGCGUCGCUGAAAUCAGAUAAAGAUGAAUCUACUCAACUUUCUGGAGAUGGACCUUUGUCAAGUAUUGAUCUCCAAAUACCUGACAUUGAACUCAGUUUUGAUGAACACCUUCCAAAAGAUGUCAAUUUACUUCCGGACGAUAAUGAUGAUCUUUAUAUUGCUGAAACGGCUAGAAUGGAAGAAGUAGCUGGACCAAAUUUUGGUAUGAUGAUAGUUGAAGAUUGGAAUAUUCUCUUAGGAACUUCAACAGAUACUGAUUCAAUCCGUGACGCUAUUCGUGAUCUUGAUAUGACAUUUAAUGAAGACCUCUCUGCGCCUAAUCAACUUUCAGAUCCUACACGCACUCCCAAGAGACUACCUAACCAGAUUAACAUUGAAACUCCUUCUAAACGUAUACGUAGAACACUUGAUCAUUCAUUUGGAGAUGAUCCAUCAUUAGUAAGAACAGAUCUUGAUGGUGCUGAAGAUUCGUCAGUUCCUGUAUUUGAGAGCAUACAGCCAAUGGCCAUGGACGUAUCAGUAGAAAUACAACCUGAACAAGAAGCUCCAGCACAAGAAGCUCCAGCACAAGAAGCACCCGUUGCUUCCGUAACAGAAGUCUCAGCUGGUACUUUGGAAGAUCUUCCUGAAUUAAUUGAGGAGCUUAAAGUUUUAGCUCCAAAGUCACGAAGACGUAAAAAGACUGGAGUGAUAAUCGAUGACAUCACACAGAUACCUGGUGAUAUUAUUAGAAAAAGCCAGCAAAAUAAUAUUUAUACUGUGUCUUUCAAAGCUGUUAGAGCGAAUCCAAGUCAAGCUUGGCUAUCAGCUAAUGAUUUGUUUAAUCGGUUUGCAACUAUAGGGUCCAGGAAAUUCCGUUCUCUUGGGCGUCCUCUGAUGGCUAAUUUCCAGCAGCUAAAGCUUGGAGCUGCUUAUAAUGUCAGAGAUGUUGUUAGACGAGCAUCAACUGAAAGGACCGCUGAAUUAACUGACGGCAAUCGUCCCAUACCAAGUACUGUAAGAAAUCAAACAGAUAAGACUGCAGUUAAUAUUGAGGUACCAGAUCACGAGCUUUCUCCCCAAAACCAGGUAGCAGAGGAAGUAACUGAACCCACUGAACCAUUUGUUGAAAUUCCUUUCGAUGAUACUCACCCAGAACCUCCAGCUCCUAUCAUCGACAAUUCCAGUCAACCCCCGGUCACAAAUACCGAAGCUACUCUCGAAGCAGCCUUUGUUCAGUUGACCACCGAUGCGAUUGAUGAAGAGUCCAAUGAAUCAUUGAUGUCUGGACCUCCUAUUAGAAACAAUCAAUCGCACUCGAGAAGUCUAUCUGACAAAAUCAUCGACAUUGAAAACAUACCUGUUAACAAGAGAUUGAGUCCAUCUCCGCCAUAUAAGUGGACAAAAGCUGAUUUGAUGGCGCAGAUCGACAUGUUUGUGUCUCAAGGUCAUCAAAUUAUUCGCUUCGAUGAACUAAUUUCCAUGGAUGAUAACAACUCCCUGGGGAUCAUUAGAUUGUUAUUUCAUCUUCUCUCACUUGCAACUGAAAGCAAAAUAUCACUGGAUCAAGAUGAUGAUGAAACUAUUUGGAUCCAAAAAAAUUGAACUUUAAUUUAAUUUUUUUUUUUAUAAUAUUUUUGAAUCACAUUUGAAAGUAAAUAGCAUGAAGAAAAUCAGUAUUAUUACUGAGCUAAAAUUAAUUAUUUUUAUAAUUAAUUUAAAUGUUCUCAGUAUCAUUUUAAACAAAAAAUUAUUCUUCACCAAAGAUUUAUCUGAGACAAUUUUUAAUUAUUGCUUGUUAUUUUAUA